AUGUCGGCGGGGGCCAUGUGGAUUAUGCACGACUGGGGUGAUUCUGAGUGCGUCACGAUAUUAAGGAACUGCACGAAAGCCAUACCACCACGAGAUGCAGGUGGCAAAGUGAUGAUCAUAGUAGAUACCGUGGUUGGUGCAGGGCCUACAAAUCUUAAGAAUAGGGAGACACAGGUCAUGUCUGAUCUCUUCUUCAUGAUUGUCAACGGCACUGAGAGAGAUGAGCAAGAAUGGAGGAAUAUUAUCUUUGAAGCUGGUUUCAGUGACUACAAGAUUACACCAGUUUUAGGUGUUCGAUCAAUCAUCGAGCUCUACCCCUGA
This is a messenger RNA of Miscanthus lutarioriparius, 321 nucleotides long. Lineage: Eukaryota; Viridiplantae; Streptophyta; Magnoliopsida; Poales; Poaceae. The record is from the annotation of a GenBank genome assembly.